AUGCCACCACAGAAUAUCAGUUUAUCACCUCAACAACAUCAUUUGGAUCACCAGAUGAACCAUUCUUUGUUAGAUCCAAACACUGGGAUCAUCGUUAGCAUGAGUGACCAGCACGUGGCCCACCAGCUGAGGCAUGCUCAUGGCAUGCUAGACCUGAGUGAGACUGGAAGCUCACUGGAGCAUCUAGCAGGUGGUGGGCACUCUUCACAGUCACUGACCGGUCUGGCUUCUGCACGCUCAUCUGAUCACAUGCUGGAAAAUAUUAUAGGAAAUGAUAGCCGCCGACAGUUGCACUCUCUUGAUCGGAUUAACAACUUGAGUGACGGUGCCAGUCUGUCAGUGAGGCAGAUAAACAGUAGUGACAGAGAUGGGGCCAGUCGUCCCUUGUCUAGGCUAGGGGUCAAUGCAUUAAGUGAAAGGCAGAAUCAGCAACCUAUGAGGAACCUAACACCUGUGGGAAUGGACAGUCGGACUGGACAGAAUGGUGGUGGUAUGCUGGGUAGUGAUGGUCGAGGAAGUGUUGGGAUGAGCAACCAGCCUCUGACUUUGGGAGGGAACAAUGUGACUGGUGUGCAAGACUCUGGGAAUACAAACAAUCAAACCCUGAAUUACACUUCUGAACAGACCCCCCAGAAUUUCUUGGAUUCGGGAUCGUCUGUACCACGUCGGGGUCGGCCCCCCUCUUUAGGUGGGGUCCAGCAUAAUAUAGUCGAUCAGCAACAGCAUGGAGCACAAACAUUGUCUUCUCACAUGUCCAUGAGAGCAAGCCUCUCAGAGCACCCAGCACAUAGUCACCAGGGCCUGGUGGAGCACCACAGUCAACACCACGUCGUAAGAGACACAAAUGGCAACAACAACCAUAAUGGAAGAAGUAGUCUCUCAAUAUUCAGACAGGAUAAUAAUAAUGGCCCACUGCAGUCACGGCCAGGAUCUACAUUGCUGUCAGAAGCUAACAGUCACAGUGAAGCGCUUCAACAUUCUCGUGCUAUCUAUUCAACUUCAUCUAUAUCAGGUGACCGAGUUGUUGAUGAUCAAUCUGGAUCUCUUAUAGAAGAAACUAUAGCAUCGGUAGCCUCAAAUUUAAACAAGUCUUCGCCUGAUGGCGGCAUCAUGCCUGGUCCGCUGCCUCCUAAUGCCCUUUUGGGGCUGGAGAACCUUGGAUCAGUCCGCACUAGCAGUGCAGCGUCCAACUUGAGCCACAGAGGAGAUGAAUCUUUUGCAGACUUUGUUGGCAGACACCACAGCCAGGGCAUACAUAUGCUGUCUGAGAGGACAGCUCAAUCACUGUCCGGACUGAUGGACGAGAACUCCAUGAGCCAGUCUCCGGGACACCAUCAGGGAAGAGAGUUGGACAGGACCCAUCCUUGCCUGACGUGCCUCAAGUUGUUUCGCAGUAAGCAACAGCUAGCACAGCACAGCCUGGUUCACACUGGCAUUCGCAAGCACAUCUGUUCAUUUUGUGACAGGGCUUUCAAACAGUUGUCUCAUCUGCAGCAGCAUGUGCGGAUUCACACCGGUGAGCGCAAAUAUGUCUGCCAGCUUUGUAGCCGUGCUUUCAAACAAAUGACACAUUUGCAGCAGCAUCAUAGAAUUCACACUGGUGAGAGGAAGUAUGUGUGCCAGAUCUGCAGCCGAGCCUUCAAGCAGCUGACACACCUGCAAAAACAUCAUGUUGUUCAUACAGGAGAGCGCAAGUUUGUUUGUCAGUGUUGUGACCGAGCAUUCAAACAGCAAACACAUCUCCAACAGCACUACAGGAUCCACACUGGUGAAAAGCCGUACAGAUGUAAAUUUGAGAACUGUGAGCGGGCGUUUGCACAGCUGUCCAACCUGCAGCACCAUAUGCGCAACCAUGACGACCAGGUGAAGAAGGAGGCCACUCGUAUCCACAAGUGCCAGAUUUGUCACAGGUGUUACACCAAUGAGAGCAGCCUCAAGUCUCACACUCUGAAG
Molecule: messenger RNA, 1953 nt
Organism: Candidula unifasciata
Lineage: Eukaryota; Metazoa; Mollusca; Gastropoda; Stylommatophora; Geomitridae
Source: the annotation of a GenBank genome assembly